Archocentrus centrarchus (flier cichlid) is the source of this 1440-nucleotide messenger RNA. RefSeq names its product cysteine-rich and transmembrane domain-containing protein 1. Gene Ontology annotation, cellular component: extracellular exosome. The transcript has 3 exons. Lineage: Eukaryota; Metazoa; Chordata; Actinopteri; Cichliformes; Cichlidae. The record is from RefSeq and is a predicted model, not a curated record. Bases 168 to 560 code for a protein of 130 amino acids.
GUCCAGUAAACGCGAUAAACGGUGGGUUUCUGGAGAGGGUCCCCAUUGCGGUAAAAAGUAGUAAUAAGAACGGAAGGCAGACGUGGUUUUCUUGCUAAGCAGACUUUGCUGCCGUUUCCGACCGGGAUACUGUUUAUUCAAAGUGAUUGUUUAACCUAGAGACGAACAUGGAGAACCCGCCUCCAUACCCAGGCAAUGUCCCACCUGCUCAUGGCUACCCAGCUCAGGGCCCUCCUCCACAAGGCUACCCUCCGUAUCCUCAGCAGGGAUACCCUGUGAACAUGGAGCAGCCUAAUCCAGCUUACCCCAACUACCCUGCCGGACCAAUGGGCCCUGGAGGGCCUUAUCCAGGACCAGGACAGCCUCCUUAUAAUGGAUACCCUGGACAGCCACAGUUUGGCUGGCAGGGUGGUCCCCCUCCUGGGCCCAUGUAUGGGGAAGCUCCCAAAAACACAGUGUAUGUGGUGGAAGACAGGAGAAGGGACGACACAGCGGACACAUGCCUGACAGCCUGCUGGACAGCUCUGUGCUGCUGCUGUCUCUGGGACAUGCUCACAUAACGCCAUCCCGCAACUGAUCAACCCCUAUUACCCUCUUGCCCCUAUUUCUGUGCCUCGAAGCCCAUCACCCUUUCUCCCAUCUGUUUUAAACCUCGCACUCCCUUACAACCCCCCACCCCCAAUUUCCUCCGCGAUUCCCGUACGUCUGUAAAGCUGUAAAUGACUUCUAUAAAUGAAGUCCUCGAUCCCAUAUGGAAGCCUCGUACUCAACCUUGAUGUGAAGCGCUGACUGACCUGUCCACGGAUUACACUGCAGCAGUUUCCGAGCUUGUAAACAUAAACUAAAUCUCAGGCUCUUAACUAAAAUUGUGCAACAACACACGAAAGCUAAAGAUGCACACACAAUAAGGUAGAAACCAAACAUACAGUAUACAUUGAUCUCAGGCUCAUCUGGCGUGAUUCUCUUGGGCACUUUAUGAUGAUUACCUCUGUAAUAUACUCCUGCCUAUCCAUAAAAGCUUCCCUUAUUCCCUCCUUAAGCUAUGCUUUCUGCAAUGUCUAAGAACUACUCCUGAUAUCCAAAGGCCAUUAAAACCCUGGCUGCUAAUGAGCCACAGGGCUGAUGCUUGAAAUGUUUCCCUUUUAUUUGCACACUAGUCAUUUUAGCAGAUGUAUGUAUGUCUGUAGGUGGUGAAACAGUAAAUGGAAUUUAUUUUUUUUUUAAAGACAGUGACUUAUGUUAGAUUAUUGGUAAUAUUUAAUGGCCACAGAGGAUUUUUUUCCCUUGAUAUUAAAAUAAAGACUAUUAUUAUUUUUACAUACCUUAGAAAUAAAACUGAAACUAUGUAAAGGAAGUGUUGUGAUUGCUAUACAGACUAAUCCAAAUCACCAAAACAAUGCCUUUUUGCUGUAGAUGAGCCUUGCAUUAAAAUAAUUAAUU